Messenger RNA from Anolis sagrei ordinatus, 1778 nucleotides. RefSeq names its product regulator of G protein signaling 19 (gene RGS19). The record is from RefSeq and is a predicted model, not a curated record. NCBI's taxonomy places the organism in Eukaryota, Metazoa, Chordata, Lepidosauria, Squamata, Anolidae.
AUCUUCUUCCUUUUUUCCUAUUUUCCCCGCCUGGGAUUGCCUUGCAAUCGGGGAAAGGCCGAGGAAAGCAGCCAAGCGGAGGUGGGCAGAAGGAAGACCUUCUCCUUUCCCCCCCUUCUCGCCCAGAUCCUGCCAAAUAUAAAUAAAUAAAGCGGAGCAGGCAAGGAAGUGCAAAAAAACAGCCCUUUGCUUUCGGAAGUCAAUCGCCGGGGCUGGGGGACGCCUGCGCAGUGGAGAGACCCUGCCAGCCAGUAUUUUUCUUCCCCCUUUUUUGAUUUUUUUCCUCUCUCUCUCUCUCUCUCCAAGUGGCUUCCCCACCUCCACCUCUUCCUCCUCCCUUGGCACCCCUUCUUCCUCCCCAAAAAGGGAGCUGAAAAAGAAGAGGCAGCGGAGGAAAAAAAGGGGGAUUGGAAAGGGAAAAAGGGACGGAUGUGCGGCAGGGAUCUCGGAUGCACCAAACGUGCCAUCCCAUAAGCCUCAGUGGCCCUAGGAAGGGCCAGUGUCAACAGUCCCUGUGGCCAGCCCUUGGCCAGACCACACAGCCACAGUGGGCCACAACGGCAGAAGAGAACUGCCCAUGCCGACUGUUUAUGAAGUGGGGAAACAGGUGAACUUCUGAUCUUGGCUUACAUUAAGUACCCAGAGCCAGAGUAUCCAGAGAGACCCCUUCCAAUGUCCCAGCAUGAGACCUCUCCGACAGCACUGCGACGAGCCAGCAAUCAUCGACGGGCCAACCCCUGCUGCCUUUGCUGGUGCUGCUGCUGCAGUUGCUCAUGGAAUGAAGAUCGGGAGCGAGCAUGGAGGGCAUCGCGAGACACCAAACUGGAGACCAUACCAAACUGUGAAUCCUGUGCCAAGCCAACCUCUGAGGAAAUCAAGUGCUGGUCGCAGUCAUUCGACAAGUUGAUGAAAAACCCAGCUGGCAGGAACGUGUUCCGGGAAUUCUUACGGACUGAGUACAGCGAGGAGAAUAUGCUUUUUUGGCUGGCCUGCGAGGAACUCAAAAGCGAGUGCAACAAGCACGCCAUUGACGAAAAGGCACGGAUGAUCUAUGAGGAUUACAUCUCCAUUCUUUCACCCAAGGAGGUCAGCUUGGACUCGCGUGUGCGCGAAGGCAUUAACCGCAAGAUGCAGGAGCCAUCCUCGCACACCUUUGAUGAUGCACAGCUACAGAUCUACACCCUAAUGCAUAGAGACUCCUACCCCCGUUUUCUGAACUCUACCAUAUAUAAAACAUUGAUCCAGAGCGUCUCCCGAUCAUCCUCAGAGUCCUAAGCAUCAUAUCCCACAAACAACUGCCUGGUGGUGCAGAAUACAAAGCGAUGGUUCCUCUUUCAAACAUCAGGUGUUAAAUUUUAUGGAGGAAAAUUGGCUCACCCCACUUGGUCAUGCAAAAUGAAGAGACCUAAAAUGGUACCCCUGGUACAGAAGAACCCCUAAUCCUCCUCAGCUGUGAACUACAGCCUGGUUUGCCCAAUUACUGGAAAGAUUACUCCCAUUUAGCCCAUCUGGUCUUCUUCCAACAACAACAAAAAACUGAACUGUGACUUCAGCUGUCAUGCAAACCUCAAACUCAGGCCUCUGCUUUUACUACUGAAUCCAUGUUGGCAAGAACUGGAGUACAGGAAGGAGCAGCCAACCCGUGAGGGUGGGGGGUGAGCUGGGGAAACCUUGGGCAUCAAUGAGUGAAAAAAAGGCCAAAGUCCACAUUUUCUGAAUGUUGUUCUCUCUUUGAUCUGUCUCUUUUUCUUUUCUGUUUAAACAAAAAGAGUUAUUUC